AUGGACUUGGUUUAUACGGAGCUAACGACGGUUUUGGUGCUUGCGGUGCUUACGGCGCCAUUGACGGUUUCGGUGCUUACGGUGCUUUUGAAGGAAUUGGCCCUUACGGAGCUCACCGGCGCUCUGCCGUUCUUGGGAACCGUGGCUCUAGAAGGAGCUGUGCCAACUGCCGGUUCUGGUGCUGUCAACUACGGCUGUGGCAAUGGAGCCGUCGCCAUAUUGGCUGAGGACCUCGCCCCCGCUGGCAUCGCUGGUCCACUCGGCUACGGCAUCGGUGCCCGGGGUGCGGAAGGUUUCGGCUACGGUCCUUAUGGCAACGGAAUCAAUGGCCUUGCUGGACCCUUCCGUGGCGGCUGUGGAUGUGGCGCAUUAAUCUAA
This is a messenger RNA of Melitaea cinxia (Glanville fritillary), 378 nucleotides long. Its product is annotated as chorion class B protein M3A5-like. Gene Ontology annotation, cellular component: egg chorion. The transcript is spliced from 2 exons. Gene Ontology annotation, molecular function: structural constituent of egg chorion. Gene Ontology annotation, biological process: chorion-containing eggshell formation; multicellular organism development. NCBI's taxonomy places the organism in Eukaryota, Metazoa, Arthropoda, Insecta, Lepidoptera, Nymphalidae. The record is from RefSeq and is a predicted model, not a curated record. Bases 1 to 378 code for a protein of 125 amino acids.